CUCAGUUUCAUUCGCCGCUUUUAGAUCAUGGCAGGGACUGGCAGGACGUGGGCAGCCGCCGCUGCCGCCUGCUUCAUGGUAGUCGUUUGCUAUGCGUACAUCGGAGGAGGAGGGAAUGGAGAAGCUUCUUUCUUGGCAUCCAAGUCCGACAUGAAGAGCAAGAACGAAGUUGCUGUUAAGGCUGCAGCAGACAUCGUCAAAGUUCUCAACGAGGGGAAGGAGGACGACAGCUCUGUGAAGAGUGUGAUCCAGUACUCCAAGACACACCAUGGACUCGAUUCGGGGGCCGCUGAGCUCCGGAAGCAACUUGGCACCCUGCAUGGUUUGGCUGCACGCAAGAAGGCAAUGAAUUCAGUGAUAUCCUCUGCCUUGGAUAUCAACAAGGCAAAGAAAGGUCAGAUCAAGCUUGCGAAGAAGGAGGCGCUGGCAAUCGAAAAGAUCCUCGACCAGAGCAGCAAGGAUGAGGAUGAAGCGAAGAGCAUCGAGAGUCGCGCGAAGAGCAGCGCCGGAUCGCAGAACUGGAACGAGUUCUGGGGUAGCAAACAUUCUUUGGUGUCGAGGUUGGCGAGCGAGAUGGAUUCAAAGAAGGCCAAGGAAACUUCCAAACACACGACAUGGAGCAGCGCAGAGAAGAGUAAGAGAGCAGCGCAGAAACCAAAGGAGAAUGUCCCGAGUGAAGUGGAGAAGAUGUGGAAUCUUCUAAAGGGCACAAGAACACAAAAAGCAGCAAGAAAGUCGCCGAAAUCUGCGAAAUCUGCUGAUGCAUCAACAAAGUCAUCUCAACUUGCUCUGAAAUAUUUCCAAACACAUCAAUCC
This is a messenger RNA of Guillardia theta CCMP2712, 816 nucleotides long. RefSeq lists its product as hypothetical. The annotation marks the transcript as partial. The transcript is spliced from 11 exons. NCBI's taxonomy places the organism in Eukaryota, Cryptophyceae, Pyrenomonadales, Geminigeraceae. The record is from RefSeq and is a predicted model, not a curated record.